Messenger RNA from Brassica napus (rape), 2570 nucleotides. RefSeq lists its product as uncharacterized. NCBI's taxonomy places the organism in Eukaryota, Viridiplantae, Streptophyta, Magnoliopsida, Brassicales, Brassicaceae. The transcript has 5 exons. The record is from RefSeq and is a predicted model, not a curated record. Bases 344 to 1051 code for a protein of 235 amino acids.
CGCUGGAGACAAGCGAGGGAACAGAAUCAUCAACAGACUCCUCAGCUGCCCCACUGAAUGCAUUCCCCCAGAUCGCUGGUUCUGGAGUGAUAAGAUUGAAGGAGGGCAUUCAUCAGCCUGUUGCGAAUCCGAGUUUGGCCCUGAUAAUAGCCCUCCGUCUAUACUUGAUUACAUUACCAAGGGUAAAGGAAAAGUGUCGGAGGUGGGUGUUGUUGAUAGGACACAAGUGAGUGCUUCCGGUGGUUCGCUCUCUCCUAAUAGGAACCCAAACUUUGCAGAUCCAUUACCCUAUGAUGACUCCGCUGAUGAAGGAAAUCAACAUUUGUUUGUCGGGCAAGUCUUCAUGGAUCGAACUGCUUUCAGGACACACAUGUCGCUGUAUGCUUUGGCAAAAAAGUUCCACUUUGUCUGUCGUCGAUCAGAACCUGGGAAAAUGGUGCUAGCGUGUAAGGGCACCAACUGCAAGUGGAGAGUGUACGCAAGUAAGCUGGCCGGGUGUCCAACGUUCCAGAUUAAGCGUGUUGAUGAGGAGCAUAACUGUACUGUAGACGAGCGAGGUGACUUCAAGAGGCAUGCGACAUCUAAUCUGAUUGGUGAGAUGGUCCGGAACAAGUAUGCUGGUGUUGGCGCUGGUCCUAAGCCAGGAACCCUUAGGGAGUUCAUGCGCACUGAUCACCAUGUUCCCGUAACAUACUGGAAGGCUUGGAAAUCUAGGGAAGUUGCAAUUGAGAAAGGUUUGGGUAACACUAAGGACGCCUACAAGAUGCUUCCUUCUUAUCUGGAGCAGUUGGCUCUCGCUAACCCUGGUUCUGUGGUGGCUAUAGAAACAACACGUGAUGCUGGAGACGUCCAACGUUUCAAAUAUGUCUUCAUCUCGCUUGCUGCUUCUGUUAAGGGUUAUAUGUACAUGAGAAAGGUGAUUGUGGUAGACGGCACCCACCUUAAAGGGAAGUAUGAUGGCUGCUUACUCACUGCUAGUGCGCAAGACGGAAAUUAUCAAAUUUUCCCUAUUGCCUUUGCUGUGGUUGAUGGAGAAAACGACAGCUCCUAGACUUGGUUCUUCCAAAAGCUUUUGGAUGUCGUGGAGGAUGGGUAUCAUCUGGUCUUCGUCUCCGACAGGCACAAGUCCAGCUACGCUGCUCUUCUGAAGAUGUACCCUCGAGCCAAGAAUUGUGCUUGUCUUCUCCAUCUGCAGCGCAACAUCGUCACUAUGUUCAAGAAGAAACACCUAGCUUACAUGGUCUACCGUGUCUCUGAUUUCUACAGACACUUCAAUGAGAUAAAGAUGGUCGACAUUAAUUGUGCUGAUUAUCUAGUCAGGGCUGGUUUCGAACAUUGGACUCGGUCCCACUGUCAUGGCUUGCGUUACAAUAUAAUGACCAGUAACGUAGCCGAGUCACUCAAUGCCGCUUUGGCGGAAGCAAGGGGAUAUCCAAUAGUUGCGCUUCUUGAUUACAUUAGGUCUAUGCUGAUGAGGUGGUUCUCAGGAAGACGUGAGGCAUCAGCUGGGUGCGGCGGUGUUGUGACGCCAAAGGUAGAAGAACUGAUAUCCAAGAAUUUCAGUGUUUCGACAGGGUUGCUUGUCCAUCACAUCAAUGGGGGUGAGUUUGAAGUUCGUGGCAUGGACGGACACCCUUUCAUGGUUGACCUUGAUAAGAAGGUUUGUAGCUGCCUAGAGUUUGAUAUGCUCUUGAUCCCAUGUGAGCAUGCUGUCGCUGCUGCGAUGCACUCAAAGCGCAGGAUAGAUGCUCUCGUCAGUGAGAAGUUCACGCGCAACACUUGGGCAGCUGCUUACUCCAUGAGCAUCAACCCCACCGGAGAUUAUAUGACUCCAGCUGCUGAGGCCGACACUCUUGGUGCGCUGAUACUUGCACCGCCAAAUACAAGACGUCCACCAGGGAGGCCUAAGAAGACAAGGAUCUUCUCGCGUGGUGAAUUCAAAAGUGGUCUCCGUGGGCGUCGCCCAAGAACUUGUAGGAGGUGCGGAGGAACGGAUCACAACCGUGCCACCUGUAAAAGGCCAAUAUGAGAAGGUGUAUGGUUAGGUUAUUAGGGGGCCAAUGGAAUGAAGUCUUUUGGUAAAGGUCUGAUGUGGGGCGACCGAUUUUCUUUGUUUAAUAACCCUGUUCUUUUGAUAGACGCUGCGUCUAGCGUCGACGUCUCCAAUUAACCAUGUAAUUUUGUUGCUUUAAAAGCAUGAUGGCAAAGAACCACUGAAUCCGGUGUUAAUUAAACGAGACGCGGCGUCAGAUUUCCGAUGAUAUUUGACCGCUUGAAAUUCUAGCGUCAAUUAAACGAGACCGCGGUGACUCCUUUUGCUGUUACGGCGACAUUUUUUUCUCGUCAUCUCUGUCCGCGUUUCUUUCACAAAGUAGUUGAUGCGAAUAUUUGGUGACGCUGACGCUAGAUACUGCAUUUGUCAAAAGAACAUGACUAAUAUCUAGUGUUCCCCAUGAGACUCCCAAAUCGGCAGUACUGUGUAAUAUGUAGUUUGGGAUCUCGAAUAAUGUAUGGCCCCUUUGUGAAAUCAAAAAACUAUGUUAUAUAUAUGCUGCCUAAUUAGAGUUUCA